Molecule: messenger RNA, 1343 nt
Organism: Aaosphaeria arxii CBS 175.79
Lineage: Eukaryota; Fungi; Ascomycota; Dothideomycetes; Pleosporales
Exons: 1
Coding region: 162-1076 (304 amino acids)
Molecular function (GO): gamma-glutamylcyclotransferase activity
Source: RefSeq, a predicted model, not a curated record
UUAUCGCUUUGGUUUGUUGAUAUGUCCUCAAGCCACAAGGCUGAUCUUUUGUGCUGGCGGGUACUCUUCCUGAACCUCCAACCUCGACAACGACCAUUUCGAAAGUGUACAAGUUUAAACCGUUCAGUAAAGUUUUUCCUUUGCUUCACAGAAGAGUUAUUAUGUCAAAUUCAAAUGUCCCUAUGCCUCCUCCUCGACCGGGGCCGCCUCGCAUCCGGACGCUAUACUUCGCGUUCGGCAGCAAUCUGCAUCUCCAGCAGAUGGCCGAGCGCUGCCCAAACAGCAAGUACAUCGGCAGAGCCACGCUACCACACUUCCGAUGGAUGAUCAACCAACGCGGAUACGCAAAUGUCGUCCGCGCCGAGGGCUACUGGGUCGAAGGACUUAUCUUCGAAAUCGACGUGGAGGAUGAGAGACGUCUAGACAAGAGCGAGGGAGUCGCCAAACAGUGCUACGUAGACCGAGAUCAGAACGUCAUCGCCCCAUGCUACAGGAAAACGUACGAGACGAUGAUUGUUCAUCGUGCGCCGAGCGCGCUGCUGAGGAGACCGGUACCUUGGAUCGUGGCGAAAGGAGGACCCCGGAAAGUGAAAGACGAGGCGUUGAAGCAGGGCUAUUCGUUACGUGAGCAUCAUCAGUCGAAGAAAGAGCAUGUUUUGGUCUACUGGAGUCCGGAUUUCACGAGAGAUGCACAUCCUAAACGCGAAUACAUCAAGCGGAUCAACAAUGGAGUGAGAGAUGCUUCGGUCUUGGGUAUGUGCCCUGACUACGUGGAAAAUAUGAUCAGGCCAUUCAUCCCACCAGACGGUCAAGCUACUACCGGGACCCAUGUGUACCCAGUGAAGAAAGAAAAGAUCGUUUCGCCAGCUAUUUCGAGGUUACCUAGAGACGAGGGAGGUGCGAUCAGGAUCCAGCAAUCCGACUUCCAAGAUUACCAAGUUAGAGAAAGGUCCCAAGGUCUUCCGAGGUUACCAAAUCGUCCACAGACUUCUCGUUUGACCCGCUCCCGUAGUUUGGCAAAUCGCGAUCCAUACCGAUCUCGAAUUGGAAAGAUAUUUGAGUAUUUUUCAACUUAAAGGGGUACAUAGAUGAUUGGGAUGAUUGGAAUGCUGGUUACCAUAGAAAUUAGGGCACUUAUGAAGUGCAUUGGUUCAGAUAGUUGAGCGUGAAAUGACAUACGUUAUUAUUCGCAAGUUUGCGAAGAAGCAGCAACAGCUGUUCAAAGCAACGAAUUUUGUGGAUUGGAGAUAUUUUUAACCGAACGAAUGCUAGUUCAAAGGCUCUAUGAUGAUAAGUAGGGAUAUUUGUAUUCAUUUACUCAAAAAUAACGAGUUCAAACAAUA